AUGGCGCAGUAUUCGCCGCCAAAAUGGGGCGAGUCGGGGCGCAACGAGUUCGGUAUCUUCCUGGAAGUGAUCAAGGGUGGCAUGGUAGUAGAAAUUUUACAGUUGCCUCGUAGUGAUGGGAGCAGCUAUGUUGUGGCCGGACGUAUGGAGACUGUGUGCGACUUGGCACUAGCUCAUCCGUCCAUCUCCAGGACACAUGCAGCACUGCAGUUCGACGAACAGGGUGCGCUCUUCCUUUACGAUAUCCACAGUACACACGGUUGCUUUGUCAACAAGAAACGUGUGCAAGCUGAUGUGUAUGUGCGGUUGCACAUUGGAGACGUACUGGGAUUCGGAGAGUCCACGCGGUUGUAUGCAGUCUGCGGUCCGCCAGAGUUGUUACCUGCCGAAUACGAGUCUUUGAAUCUGGCUAAAUUCCGAGAAAAACUAGAGAAGAAACGAGAAAAGAAGCAAGAAGAGAACGGAGCUUCGUGGGGGUUUGGAGAAGAUGCAGAGGAGGAGGAGAGUGACGAAGAAGACGAGCCAGCGAAGGACCAAGCGGAGCUGCCGGACUACCUUCGAAAUCUAAAGGAAGAAGAUCAGCCGUACAGGUCGAGUGUGAGUCAGUCGCAGGUGAACGAGAAGGAUCAGAAAUUGUAUCAGCAGCUGCAGACGCGUAUCCGAAAGAUGGAGAACCUCAAACUGGAGAAGUCGAGGAUUCUGGCCAAGCAGAACCAGCUGGAAGGCUUAUCUGAGGGCCAGCAACGUACUCUGGAACGGAAUGACCAGCGAAUUGAGGCUCUAGUGAAAGAGAUCGACGGUUUGGAAGCCAGAAUUCACGCCAAGAAUGAUCAACGGAUCAAGACUGGCAGUGCGUCGCGUUCAUCUGUGAGGAAGAAGCGGAAUAUUAGCGAGGAGCUGUACGGAUACAACAGCGAUGAAGACGACUUCUACGAUCGAACCAAGGCCAAUCAACAGAAGAUUGCUGCGCGGAAGCAGAAGCCACAAAGUGAGGUACUUACUGCAGACUCGAUCCAAGCCAAUGAGACUGAUUCUUUGGAUUCUUUCAUGGCAGAAACGACGACGCAACUGCAUGUGAGUGAGGUGGACAUGCUAACGAAACGAAAGGGAGAGAUCGAGGCAAAGUUACAGCGUCAGCGACAACUAUUAGCAGUGGCAACACCAGCGAUAGCCGCACUACCAAUCCAGAAGCCAGCGAUUAAGACAAAAUCCGCUGCCCCCGACAGUGCGCCGGCACCUUUACAGGCACCUCAAAAGACUUUAGAGAAGGAAGUACCAGCACCGAAGCGACGACGCAUUUCAGGGCCGGCGAUGGGGCCACCACAGCAAAUGAAGAGCAAGAAUGGGGAGCAACAUGAUGGCGACGCGAGUGUCUUAGAAGGAGGAGACCAGGUGUGGGUGCCACCAACGAAUCAAAGUGGUGACGGUCGUACGAAGUUAAACGACAAGUAUGGCUACUAA
This is a messenger RNA of Phytophthora infestans T30-4, 1461 nucleotides long. RefSeq lists its product as uncharacterized. The transcript is spliced from 5 exons. The coding region runs from base 1 to 1461 and encodes 486 amino acids. The record is from RefSeq and is a predicted model, not a curated record. Gene Ontology annotation, molecular function: mRNA binding; protein binding. NCBI's taxonomy places the organism in Eukaryota, Oomycota, Peronosporomycetes, Peronosporales, Peronosporaceae.